GAGAGAGAGAGAGAGAGAGAGAGAGAGAGAGAGAGAGAGAGAACACGAACCGCCUUUGCGGAGCGAUGCGCGCUCUCCCGCGCCUCUCCGACCAGUCUCUAGGCCCGGAUCGAUUCGCCUCUCAUCGGCCCUGACAUGCAAACCCAAAGUGUCCGCCGGAGCAGAGAGGGCGAGGGGUGGUAGAGAGAGAGAGGAGGGUGGGCAGAGAUGAGAGGACACGCAUCAUCAGUUUAACUCUGGAGCCUCGCCACCAUCUCUGCUGCUGCUGUGUGUGUUUUUUGAUCCGGUUCCUCCUCUCCACCUGCCGGGUUCUCGCGCCUCCCGAUGCUGUAAACCGGGGGAAUAUGUGAGGAUCAUGCUGGCGGUGUGGUGCUUCAUGGUCUUUGCUGCAGUGGGCGAGAGGCUUGCAGUCUCAGGUGCAGAUGGAGGCAUGUGGGACUGGUUCGGCCCCUCCGGCCGGCUGGACGGUUGGGAAACUGCGACUGAGGUUGCUUAUCCCAAACGUCUGGUGCAGCAAGCCGAGUCCGAGGAGGAAAUGGCUCAUGACUACUUAAACACCCGGGUGAGGAACGGCACCGGGGACGGCUCGCCUGUUCACCUGGCCCAGAGCUGUUUUCAGGUGGAAGCCUUCGGACGCACCUUCACUCUUGACCUGGAACUAAACCACCACCUGCUGUCAUCAGAAUAUGUGGAGCGACACUUUAAUCACUACGGCAGACCCUUACAGUCCCUGGGAGGGGAGCACUGCUACUACCAGGGCAGGCUGAGAGGCCUGCCUGAGUCCUGGGCUGCUGUCUCCACCUGCCRCGGCCUGUGCGGGAUGUUCUCCGAUGGUUUCUUCUCUUACGGAAUUGAACCGCUUCACAACGACAGCAACAAGGAUGAUGGUGCUCACAUAAUUCGCAGGAUGCCAGAUAUUAGACUUUCCCCGUACUGUCAAGACUGUGCAGAGGACAGUGAGCAGGACAGCAGUGGAGGUGAUGGUGACAGCGUCACAACUAACCGUACGAGGAGUCAACACCAUGAUGGGGUGCUGAGAAGAUCCAAGAGAUUUGUCAGGAAACCUUCCGUCCAAACUGAGACCAAAUAUAUUGAGCUGAUGGUGGUGAACGACAACGAUCUGUUUGUACAGCUGCGUCGCUCCAGCAGCCAAACCAAGAACUUUGCCAAAGCUGUGGUGAACACGGCCGAUACGAUCUUCAAGGAGCAGCUCAACACCAGGAUCGUGCUGGUGGCUAUGGAAACCUGGAGCUCUGAAAACAUGAUGCCGGUAGUGGAGGACCCGCUGGUGACGCUGCAGAACUUCAUGAAGUACAGAAAGGACAGCGUCAGGGAGCAGAGCGACGUCGUCCAUCUUUUCUCGUGACUGCAGGUGUCCGGAUGCCUGGGUGGGCUGCAUCAUGGAAGACACCGGCUUCUAUCUGCCCAGAAAGUUUUCUCGCUGCAGUGUUGACGAGUACAUCCAGUUCUUGCUCCAGGGUGGUGGGAGCUGUCUCUUCAACAAGCCCAAUAAGCUGUUGGACCCUCCAGAGUGUGGGAAUGGCUUUGUGGAGCCAGGAGAGGAGUGUGACUGUGGCUCCCAGGUGGAGUGCGCUCGCAGCGGAGGAAACUGCUGUAAGAAGUGCACCCUCACCCAUGAUGCCAUGUGCAGUAACGGACUCUGCUGCAGCGACUGUAAGUACGAACAGAGAGGUGUUGUUUGUCGAGAGGCCGUGAACGACUGUGAUAUCCCUGAAACCUGCACCGGAGACUCCAGCCAGUGUCCUCAUAAUGUCCACAAACUGGAUGGUUACAUGUGUGAUAUGAGCCAGGGACGCUGUUACAGCGGACGCUGCAGGACUCGUGACGGACAGUGCAAAGGACUCUGGGGCUUCAAUUCGGCRGACAGGUUUUGUUACGAGAAGCUGAACGCUGAGGGGACAGAGAAAGGGAACUGUGGUCGGGGYCCUGRAGGGAAAGGCUGGCUGCAGUGCAACAAGCCGGAUGUAUUAUGUGGCUUCCUUUUCUGUGCCAACGUCACGGCGAAGCCAAAGUUUGGUGACCUGCAGGGGGAGGUGACCAGCUUCACCCUCUAUCAUCAGAACAAGUAUCUGGACUGCAGAGGUGGUCAUGCUCUGCUGGAGGACGGGUCAGACAUGGGCUACGUGGAGGACGGCACUCCCUGCGGUCCCAACAUGAUGUGUUUGGAGCGACGCUGCCUCCCUGUCGCCGCGUUUAACCUCAGCACGUGUCCGGGGUCAAACUUCGGACAUAUUUGCUCCGACCACGGGACGUGCAGCAACGAGGUGAAGUGCAUCUGUGACAGGGACUACACCGGGAAGGACUGCAGCGUGUUCGAUCCCAUCCCGGAGCCCACCGUCCCCACGGGCCCGGAGAAAAAAGGAACAUUCGAAGAGGAAGAUCUGGAGGAGGAUAAGACGUCCAUCCGUCUUUCUGUCUGUCUCCUGUCCACUCUCGUCUUCCUCCUCGCACUGUGUCGUUUCCACGUUGAAGAAGAGGGGAUUAAAAAAAAGUCUUCCAUUUCUGUCCUCAACUCUYUCCAAACCUCUUCAGACGAUCAUUUCCUCCACACCUGCUCCUUCCGUUUGUGCUCCUUUGGGGUCCUUGUUUGUCGUAGUUGGUGGGGGGGCUCCUCACACCAUACCAGCCGAAUCAUCCCCCACACUCAGCUGCUGCCAGCCUGCAGCUGAGGACUGGGUCCAGGCGGCACCUGAAGCUGGAGAGCAGCACUCCUGGCGGGAGGCACCAGGGUCUUCCUCCAGGCUCUGGUGUCUUCUUCUCCUCACGUCUCAGUCUGAUGAAGAACAUAUCAAUGGUGGACCAAUUUGUUAAGAGACAUGUUUCUGAUGCCUGCCUGCCUGCCGCUAAGAAGAGCAGCUACCUGGACCAGAGCACAGAGCGGUAUCAUGUGACARAUGAUGAUGGUUCAGUUCCUCUGAGGUGCAUCUUUAUACGAACUGUGAUCAGUUUUAAUCUACACCUGCAAAAGAAAUCCUCCAGUGGACUGAAGGACCGAUUCUUUGUUCCUAAACUCUCUUUAUUCCUCCCAACAAGUUUUCAGGUACAAAAAGACAAAAACAGAAGUUCGGUUUAAAGGUUUUGGGAUCAUUAAAACAAACAAACAAACAAACAAAACAAAACACAUUGAAGAAGCAGCAGUGACCGUAACUUAGUGUUUUAAAUGUCCAACAAACAUUCCACUUUAUCUGUCUUCACCUCCAAAGCUUGUCGAAGGUUUACUCUGUGUGUGUGUGUGUGUGUGUGUGUGUGUGUGCGUGCGUGCGUGCGUGUGUGUGUUCAGGGGUGAGUGUAUGAGUGUGAGCUUUUUAAAACGAAGGACCAGAAUACGUGUUUACAUUCACGCUGAGCGGGAGCUGCACACCUGAACGCUCCUCCUGCGCCCGCAGGUUUUUAAUCGUUCGGCUCUUUUUACAACCCUGAAGGAGCCGCGGACACGGCUCCGUACAACGGCAGCACAUCCACCGUUUUUAACGUAUCGAAAAGAAGAAAAAAACAGAGCACUUAUACGCACACCUGUUUGUAAAUACGUGCAAAAAAAAUCUCUGAAUGCUAAAUGCAAUGUAAGACGCUUUAUUUAAAGCUAAUAGUUUUGUUUCUGCAAAUGUAAAGCUAUUUAUUCAUCUGCAAACCUUCAUGCAUUUUUAAAUGUGGCAAAUCAUCGUCUUUCACCAAAAAAGGAAAAAAAAACUUUUUGUACGUUUGUCAAUAAGCUCAGAGCGAACGCCUCGGCCUCUGAAAACAUUAAAACAACCACUGCUGUAAAGGAGA
Molecule: messenger RNA, 3789 nt
Organism: Austrofundulus limnaeus
Lineage: Eukaryota; Metazoa; Chordata; Actinopteri; Cyprinodontiformes; Rivulidae
Product: disintegrin and metalloproteinase domain-containing protein 11
Biological process (GO): proteolysis
Molecular function (GO): metalloendopeptidase activity
Source: RefSeq, a predicted model, not a curated record